Molecule: messenger RNA, 2593 nt
Organism: Schizophyllum commune H4-8
Lineage: Eukaryota; Fungi; Basidiomycota; Agaricomycetes; Agaricales; Schizophyllaceae
Product: glycoside hydrolase family 85 protein
Exons: 8
Coding region: 95-2593 (832 amino acids)
Biological process (GO): protein deglycosylation
Cellular component (GO): cytoplasm
Molecular function (GO): mannosyl-glycoprotein endo-beta-N-acetylglucosaminidase activity
Source: RefSeq, a predicted model, not a curated record
CCAAAUUCCCGCAGAGAAACAACCAUCACCAGCGAUACAAAGACGUCAGAAGAUACACAAACUUGGAACGCCGUGCAAUGACGAGGAGGUGACAAUGAAUAGCCUAUUAAGCCUGACAAAGACCUUCCAGAAGGCAUGUAAUCUUCUUACACAACGCCCUGGUGCACCCUGGGGUCCAAGAUGUCCUUCGCCCGGGGUAUCUGAUAUCGGGGAUGCAGAGAGGAGUAGGCCGCACGGAGCCGCCGCCCAACGCAGACGAGUGCGGAGCUUCAUACCAGCAUCCGUGCUCUAUACACCGCUAUGUAGAAGACACAGUGUCUAUCACGGGAAUACCAUCAACUUUCAGCUCCAGCUUGAGCAAAGUAGUACGGCAUCCCUCAACAGCCACAUUCCGCCCCAGGAGACUAGCCGCGUAGUCUCUGGAAGUAUGCCCCUUGCUCCCAGCUCCAGUGCGCGGGUGCCGCAGGCACAUACACAAUACUUCAAAUCCCUCGAAGAGCUCGAUAACUGGGCGGAUUCUCGACCACAGCAACUCCAAGGAGUUUGCCAUGAUUAUAAGGGAGGCUAUAAAGAGGAUCCCUACGACCUGUCAUAUACCUUCAACUUCUGGUCGUCGUGCGACAUAUUCGUCUACUUCGCCCACCAUCGAAUCACGAUACCACCACCUGGAUGGGUCAACGCGGCUCACAGGCAGGGCGUCAAGAUGCUCGGUACUUUGAUCUUCGAGAACGAUGGCGAAAGCGACUGCCUCCGCCUCCUUGUCGGCAAGCUGCCCUCGUCGAAGACGGGUCCGGCCGCGCAGGCGCCUACGAACUCGCGCGCCUCUCUGCCGGUGUCUCCGCACUAUGCCCGGAUGCUAGCCCAGCUGGCUGCACAGCGCGGCUUUGACGGUUAUCUGCUUAACUUCGAGUGCCCUCUGAGGGGUGGGCCGGAGCAGACGCAGGCGCUGGCGUCGUGGAUUGCGCUUCUGCGUUCGGAACUGCGAAUAGCUGUGGGCGAGCACGCACAUGUAUCGUGGUAUGAUUCCGUAGUGAUCAACGGCCAGCUGAGGUGGCAGGACCGCCUCAACGCUUUCAACCUCCCAUUCUUCCUCCCCGCAGACUCGUUCUUUACGAAUUACACCUGGCGCCCCAGCGGUCCUGCCGCCUCCGCAUCCUUCUUCCUCAGCCUCGACCAUGCGCAUGUCCGAAGCAAGCGGCUGCGAGAUAUCUACGUCGGCGUCGAUGUGUGGGGACGAGGGCAGCACGGCGGUGGUGGUCUAGCGUGCUUCCGCGCGCUUGAGCAUAUUUCGCCGCGCGAGCUGGGGCUGAGCACGGCGCUCUUCGGACAGGCAUGGACGUGGGAGAGCGAGCAAGACGAACCAGGGUGGACGUGGGCGCAGUGGUGGGCGCGGGAGCGUCUGCUUUGGGUUGGUCCGACCGACGCCUCCGCGCCGAUUGCUCUGCCCGAGGCGCCGCGCCGCGAGGGCGAGCCGGAGUGCCCUCAUGGGGACUUCAAGCCUGUGGGGGAGUUCUUCGAGCGUGGGUUGCCUCCGGAUCCGGCGGUACUGCCGCUGCACACGACUUUCUGCCCCGGCGUCGGUGAAGCGUGGUUUGUGGAGGGCAGGAAGGUGUCCGGACACGCGCGCAUGCCGUGGACGGACGUCGACAAGCAGACCUCGCUAGGCGAUGUGUGGCCCCGGCCGCGUGCGACUUGGGAGGAUGCGGAUAAGGUCGUGGAGGGUCUGCCUGUGGCCACGGCCGACCUGUCGAUGGAAUACGCGUGGAACGGCGGGUCGUCGAUGAAGCUGGAGUUGACGUUCCCGCCGUCGGAAGAGGAGGAUGCUGCGUACCGGUGCGUGUGGGUGCCGGUGCAGGGGAUGGGACUGUCGGCGGGGCGUACAUAUGAGGUGGCGGCGGUGUACAAGGUCGUUGGAGAGGUCGACUCAUCGUCGGAGGUGGAGGUUGGGUUGGGUGUCAAGUCCGGAGAAACGAACGUCAGCACGGAACCAACAGGCGAAGAGGCUGUGCAACAUGGAUGGACGAAGCUCAAAGUCGACGUCUCCGUGCCGACUCCGUGUGCAACGGAGGCUGGCUUCGUCAUGGCUCUCGUUGCAGAGGACACGUCCAAGCCAGCGACAGUGUCGCUGCUUCUCGGGCAGCUCAACGUUCACAGCAAGCCUGCCAUCGGCACGAAAACAUCGAUACCUACCAUACUCUGGGUCGACUACGCGCGAGAUGGGUCUCACAACACUGGUGUGCUUACCUGGGAGGUGGCCGCCGCUCUACCGCCACCGACUUGGCAGCUUCCACUCACGCCAGAGCAGUCGCGACCGGCAUGGAUUCCUGAGAUCCCAUCCGUCGACUUCCUGUACUUCAACGUUUACGUGCAAUACUUCGAAGUGGGGGAGACGGUGGGGUCGCCGGAUGAAGCGCAGUGGAUUGGGACGACAGGGAUGGAUGGAGAGGGAAGGAGAUUCGAGGUGGCAGAGGAGAAGUUCAGAGCUAUGGCGGAGGGAAAGCGGCUUGCAAGGUUCUACGUACGUGGUGUGACAGAUCGUGGCGAAGUUGCUGGCUGGGAUCAGAGCGCCUAUGUUGAGGUUGCAGUGGAUUAG